CGUGUGUGCACGUUGACGUAGUUUUGGGGGCAUUGUUGAAAGAGGCCGUGUAGUGACCAGUUUGUACAGUUUUUUAUUUUAUUUUUUAAAUAAUAGUGCUUUGUGGCUUUGAUGUUCUUUGGUGAGAUACAUACAGGGCAUCUGAUAUAAGUUUUCCGGAAUACUGCAUCGUUAUACGAGUCCAAGACAGCUAGAUAUAGACAAAUAUAUAACAAAGCAUUGGCGCUAACAAAGCUAACAGUUCCUUAUACUUGUACGGUUAUCUCCAUGCAGUUUGCAAUACAUAGCCUACACUAUAUCAAACUUCUGACUAAUAUUAUGUGAAGAAUGCAGCUGCCAUUAUGACGAAAUACGCCAAAAGACUCGUACCUUGAAGCUAAAAGAAGGUAGCUAAGACACGGCUAGUGUAUAGUUACAUUUCCACUCUUGCCUCCACUGAAACACACGUCUAUGUUGUUAAUUUCAUCGUGGUCGACUAUAUUAAGAAGCCGAGCCCUUAAACACUGGGUUAUAAACGAUUACAAGACAAAAAAUAACUUAAGUGUGUGAAGUAAGGUUCACUUAGCAACAGGCUAGUCGGUUAGCUGAGUUGAAGCUAACGCGGUAGCAGCCCUGAGUUUAAUAGACGGGAAGAGAACCAGUAACGUUAGUGGGUUUUAUUAUCAUUUUAUUUUCCCCACAAGAGACUUGAAACAAUGGCAGCCCCUUCAAACGAGGCUCUGUUUUUGAUAAAGGACGUGAAGCCUGGGUCGAAAAAUUUGAAUAUCGUAUUCAUCGUUUUGGAAAUCGGACGAGUAACUAAAACGAAAGAUGGCCAUGAGGUGCGGUCGUGCAAGGUGGCAGACAAGAGCGGGAGCAUAGCCAUCUCAGUAUGGGAUGAACUGGGCAGCCUCAUUCAGCCCGGGGACAUCAUCAAGCUGACCAGAGGCUAUGCAUCUAUAUGGAAAGGCUGCCUGACCCUGUACACUGGGAGAGGAGGGGAUCUUCAGAAGAUCGGAGAGUUUUGCAUGGUGUAUUCAGAAGUGCCCAAUUUCAGCGAACCAAACCCUGAGCUUCUCGCCCAAGCCAACCAGCAGAACAAGUCUGGUAAACCUGACCAGAACCAGAGGGGAAACUCUCCGCCCAAUCAGAAUUCAGGUACACCCGCCCCACCAGGAAACGGUGCCAUGCCUCCAUUUGCCAACAACAACCCGCCGCCUGUUGCCCCCCGAGACUCUGCCUUCGGGAACGUCGGGCGACCCAACGGCCGGUCCCCUGGAAACGGAGGCCCCCCAGUUACUGCUGCUGCGCCCCCAGCAGGCACAAAGUCUUCAGUUACCAUUAGCAACGGCAGGGACCCACGACGUGCCAAAAGAUGAAACCGGGCUUAGGGGGGCGAUCAUGUGGGUGGACUAUGGACAUCCCUGUUCCCCCCGCCCCAUCUUAACCUCCGCCCCCCCCCCUCCUCAUCACAGCCUGCAUUGGCUUCCAAAAUCAUGAAUUAUAUGGGACUACCUGCAUCUGCAGGCUAACAUGGUUAAAUGUGUUGUUUGUCAUGCAUAGUGCGCGUAGGUCUCUCUGUAAGCAGCACAGUGUGAUUAUGAUCUCCCACUUGAUGCACUAUUAUCAGGGCUUCUUGAACAGAUCAGAUCUGGCGGUUGAGCUUUGGUCGUCCUCAGUCCUUGUCCUCUAUCUUUUUUGCAACUUCCCUGUUCUGUGCCAGUGUUACCUCCCUCACACACCAACCUGACCCCUUCUCCUCUCCCGUUCUAUGAAACUAUACACCCUACUUGAACACUUGAUGCACUUUCUUCUCUUAAUUUAUGUUGAGGUAUGGCUGUCAUUUUGAAAUCAUAAAUCAGUUUCUGCUUUUUCUUUUUCUUUUUUUUUUUUUUUGUGUCCUUAAGUUGAACUCGAUGCCCAAGUGAAAUUCGUCAGGGUCGUCCCUCUUAACCAGACUCUACCCAAAAGUGAAAAGUGAGAGUGUGAAUAGGAAGGUGUUAGUUUGGACUUUUUGAUAAUGGCUGAUAUUUGAUUUAUUUUAUUUUUUUUACCGUUUAUCGAGGAGGCGCUGCUUAAAUUCUGGCGCGAAUGGUUCACUGAUUAAUCUCCAGAGUAAUUUUGCUGCCACAUCUUGAUUUCUGUGGUCUGUUCGGGAACUUACAUUACUAUUAAUGUCAAUAAAAUGUAUGUCAUGUUUGGUAAA
This is a messenger RNA of Mugil cephalus (flathead mullet), 2185 nucleotides long. RefSeq names its product nucleic acid binding protein 1a (gene nabp1a). The record is from RefSeq and is a predicted model, not a curated record. The transcript has 6 exons. Gene Ontology annotation, cellular component: SOSS complex. Lineage: Eukaryota; Metazoa; Chordata; Actinopteri; Mugiliformes; Mugilidae. Gene Ontology annotation, molecular function: DNA binding. The coding region runs from base 696 to 1358 and encodes 220 amino acids. Gene Ontology annotation, biological process: double-strand break repair via homologous recombination; response to ionizing radiation; mitotic cell cycle checkpoint signaling.